GUGUAUUUACUUCCAUAUUUUCUAUUCUCCCGUCUUUCCUCCACUACAUAACUCAUAUCUGUCUCUGGGUUAGACUUCUGUGAAUGCCCUCAGUUUCAAUUGAUAUCAGAACCGGGAUCACUAUCACAACUGAACAUUUCGUGCAUCAGGCCAGGUACUAAGUGUUAGUCACUCAUUUACCCCACUUGGACCCUGAUAUAUCUCCUCAUAUCUACUCCGAACAAAUAACGAUUGGCCUCAUUUCUUCUAUCAAAUCUUCGGUGUCAACCUUUGAUCACAAUGUCCACCAAACCAGAUCUCCCAGAUCCCACAGCCGACCUUCAUUGGUCUGCAUACCGAGGAGCUAUCCAAGAUAUCUUUUCUGCAAAUGCUGAAGCACAUCCAGACCGACUAUGCGUCGUUGAAACUGCAUCUGGGUCCUCACCAAGGAGAGAGUUCACUUACCGUCAGAUCAAUGAAGCUUCAAACAUUUUGGCUCAUCAUCUGGUGCAGUCAGGUGUUCAGCGAGGGGAAGUGGUCAUGUCCUACAGUCAUCGAGGUGUUGACUUGGUAGUGACAGUUAUGGGAAUCUUGAAGGCUGGAGCUACAUUUUCAGUGAUCGAUCCUUCUUAUCCUCCGGAUCGUCAGAACAUCUAUCUUGAUGUUGCGAGACCUCGAGCCCUCGUUGUCAUUGAUAAAGCAACCAAAGAGGCUGGAGAAUUGACGGACAAAGUUCGAAGCUUUAUCAAGGAGAAUCUGCAACUUCGGACUGAGGUUCCCGGAUUGGAACUCAAUGAUGAUGGAACUCUUGUUGGUGGAAACAUCAACGGGAAGGACGUUCUAGCAGAUCAAGUGUCUUUGAAAGCCAAGAGUCCCGGAGUUGUGGUGGGACCGGAUUCCACACCUACUCUGUCUUUCACAUCAGGAUCCGAAGGUCGACCCAAGGGCGUCCGAGGCAGACACUAUUCACUUGCCUACUACUUUGAUUGGAUGGCUGAGAAUUUCAACCUUACCAAGAAUGACAAGUUUACGAUGUUGUCAGGUAUUGCUCAUGAUCCCAUCCAACGAGAUAUUUUCACUCCUCUAUUUCUUGGAGCUCAGCUUCUGGUACCUUCCAAGGAUGAUAUCCAGCAUGAGAGACUGGCCGAAUGGAUGCGUGAACAUGGUGCUACAGUCACUCACUUGACACCUGCGAUGGGUCAGAUUCUGGUCGGUGGAGCUAGUGCUGAAUUCCCAGCUCUGCACCACUCAUUCUUCGUUGGAGAUAUCUUAAUUAAGCGAGAUUGCAAGUCUCUGCAGAAGCUGGCUCCAAAUGUGUUCAUAGUGAACAUGUAUGGAACUACCGAGACGCAGCGAGCCGUCAGUUACUACGAGAUUCCUAGCCGUGCCUCCGAUCCAGAGUACCUGGAGAACAUGGGCAAUGUCAUUCCAGCCGGUAAAGGCAUGAAGGAUGUCCAGCUUCUCAUCGUGGACCGCGAAAACCGAAACCGUGUCUGCGGCGUUGGUGAGAUCGGGGAAAUAUACGUUCGCGCUGCUGGUUUGGCUGAGGGAUAUCUCGGCAGUGACGAGCUUACCAAAACUAAGUUCGUGGACAGUUGGUUCGUCGAUAAUUCCAAGUGGAUUGAGGAGGAUAAGAAAGCAGCGAAGUCCCUCGCGGAAGAACCAUGGAGAGAAUUCUACCAGGGGCCGAGAGAUCGUAUGUACAGAUCUGGUGAUCUCGGUCGGUACAUGCCAACUGGAGAUGUGGAGUGUGUUGGCCGUGCGGAUGACCAAGUCAAGAUCCGAGGGUUUAGAAUCGAACUUGGUGAAAUCGAUAAAUAUCUGUCUGAUCAUGUGAUGGUACUAGACAAUGUCACUCUGGUCCGAAGGAAUAAGGAUGAAGAACAGACUCUUGUCAGCUAUAUCGUGCCAGAUAUGCAGAAGUGGGCAAGAUGGCUUGAACAGAAGGGUUUGGAAGACGACACAUCUGGUGAAGGAAUCCAAGGACGACUUCGACGAUUCUGGCCGUUAGGAGACGACGUCAAGCAAUUUCUCAAGGAGAAGCUCCCUUCGUACGCCAUCCCAGAAGUCAUCAUUCCGCUCGACAAAUUCCCUCUAAACCCCAAUGGCAAGAAAGACAAGCCCGCUCUCCCAUUCCCAGACGCAGCGCAACUCGCCGCCGCAAGACCACAAGGCAAGCAUGUUGAUCUCACAGAAACCGAAAAGGACGUUGCCAGUAUCUGGGGCUCUCUCAUCCCCACCGUCGACGAACGAACCAUUAGCCCCGACGAUUCAUUCUUUGACAUUGGUGGACACAGCAUUCUCGCCCAACAGAUGCUUUUCAAAGUCAAUCGCAAAUGGUCCGGUAUCAAGAUCAACAUGAGCGUGAUGUUCCAGAAUCCCACACUCAAGACGUUUGCUGCUCAGAUCGAGCGCCGCACAUCUUCGACUACCAGUGAAGAAAUACAAGUCGAAGCUGUAGUAGACUACGCCGCCGACGCCAAAGCUCUCCUCAAGACACUUCCAUCCUCAUUCCCAUCAUCAGACACACCCAUCACACCCACCACUCCACUAACCGUCUUCCUCACGGGUGCAACCGGUUUCCUAGGCGCAUAUCUCCUGCGGGAUCUCCUCACUCGCUCCUCUCCACCCAUCAAAGUCAUCGCACACGUCCGCGCCCUCGACCCAACCACCGCCCUCAAUCGGGUCAAACAAACUUGCCAGGCUUAUGGCGUCUGGGAUUCCUCUUGGGAGUCACGAAUAACAUGCGUCGUGGGUGACCUCGGUUCACCUCGCUUGGGACUCUCAGAAGCAACAUUCGCAAAAGUCGCUCAAGACGCGAACGUAAUCGUUCAUAAUGGUGCGCUCGUCCACUGGGUGUACCCGUAUUCCAAUCUCCGCCCGGCCAACGUCCAAGGCACUUUGGAUAUCCUCGCUCUCUGCUCUACUGGUACUCCAAAGCAACUCGCCUUCGUAUCAUCCACCUCCGUCCUCGACACGGACUAUUUCGUCAAGCAAUCCGCAUCUGGCGUUCCCGUCUCCGAGGAUGACGACCUUUCCGGUAGUGCCACAGGUUUAGGGACCGGCUACGGUCAAAGCAAAUGGGUAUCCGAGUAUCUCGUGCGCGCAGCGGGCUCGCGGGGUCUUCGCGGGACUGUCAUUCGUCCUGGAUACGUGACUGGUGAUCCGACCAGCGGUGUUACUAACACCGAUGAUUUCCUGAUCCGUAUGGCGAAGGGCUGUAUCCAACUCAGUUGCCGUCCCAGAAUCGCAAACACAGUCAACCAAGUCCCCGUCAGCCAUGUAGCGCGCGUAGUCGUUGCCUCGGCACUGAGUCCUCCAAAGAAGGGGAAGUUGGCUGUCGCCCAGAUAACGAGUCAUCCACGCUUGACGUUUAGUCAGUAUCUCGCUAUGCUUGAGAGCUAUGGGUGGGAGGUUCCUGAGGUGGAAUAUGACGUUUGGAAGAGGAAGUUGGAGAACUAUGCUGCAGGUCAGGGCGAGGGUGAUGGAAGAGAACAGCAUGCUUUAAUGCCACUGUACCACUUCGCUACAACCUCCCUACCAGACGACACCAUCGCCCCUGAAAUGGCCGACCCAAACGCCACCGCCUCCUUAAAGUCCGACAUCCAAUUUACCUCUCAGGACCUCUCAGCAGGUGGAUAUGUUGACGAGGAGAUCAUGGGACGAUAUCUCGCUUACCUGGUUGGAAUCGGUUUCGUUGGUGGUCCUGCUGGAAAGGGAAAGAAGGUGUUACCGGAUGUGAAGAUUAGUGAGGAGCAGAAGGCCGCGCUGUUGAGAGUUGGAGGUCGUGGGGCGUUGGUUUGAAAUCUAGAGGAUUCGUAUGCAUUAGGAUACUCUGAAGAACACCUGAGAAUCUCUGAGAUCGCAGACUGAUGCAUAUUUCGAUCUAACUCUCCCAUAUCACGGAUAAGAGCGUAAAUCUAGCCUCUGAAACUGGACAUGGGUACGUUUUGCCCGGGGCGAACCUUCCAUUCCUAGGCCCUUUACAGAAGUAUAUUGUGAGGAAAAAUUCGUCCUCCCUCAGUUUAACACAUGGAGGAAGGAAAGCGCGGCAAAAAAAAAGGGUGGUUCUUCCCAUUCAUGUCUUGCUUUUCAAGUUUCGUUACUGCUGGUAGGAAGGAGCGAGGUCCCGCCUUCAUGGCGAUGUCUUCCAUCCUUAAUGAAUGGUCUUCGUCUUCCUCUUUGUUCUUUUCCUCCUACACAUGCUGUAUUUGUCAAGUCAACACAAAACAUCUAUACAUCUAGAAUAUUGCAACAACUCUUGCGUGAGGUACCGAGUGUAUACAUUUCGCCAUGAAGACCGCUUUGUGUGCAGCGUCCGGUAGGGCUUUGCUUGUUACACUGCAUGACACAGCUCUCCGGCACUGCCUACCGUCCUAUCAUCCAG
Messenger RNA from Cadophora gregata, 4366 nucleotides. It is a transcript of the gene LYS2, whose product is annotated as large subunit of alpha-aminoadipate reductase. Gene Ontology annotation, molecular function: L-aminoadipate-semialdehyde dehydrogenase [NAD(P)+] activity. Bases 280 to 3783 code for a protein of 1167 amino acids. The transcript is spliced from 3 exons. NCBI's taxonomy places the organism in Eukaryota, Fungi, Ascomycota, Leotiomycetes, Helotiales, Ploettnerulaceae. The record is from RefSeq and is a predicted model, not a curated record. Gene Ontology annotation, biological process: L-lysine biosynthetic process.